AAUAACCUUAUGUAGUCUUUUAUCACGCCAAACUGUGAUACCAUAUGUCUUACUCAUAAAUUUGUGUCCAGACAAUCAAAGCAUGUCGGCAUAAUUAAUUUUCAUCAACUCACACUUUUACAAAACAUAACUAACACAAAAGCAUUCAAUUAUUCUUCUAUAUUUAAACCAAACUAUCAUACAAUAUGUCUGAUUAAAAAAUCUUUGAACAGAAAAUGAAAGCAUGCCGUCAAAUUAAACGUCGUUUAACAUUUCACGCUUGUUCAGAUUUCAGGGGCGAAUUGUCUUGGGGUGAGAUUUCUUUGGGGCGAGUUGUCUGAUUCCCAUUCCGAAUGGACUUUGAAAGAAACGAACGACAACUUUGUAAGAAAACCCGCCAAUGGGGCUCGCGACCAAUCGGAUGGAUGCUAUGCCUGCUGGGAUCGCCAUGCUCUUUUUCGACGCGGACAGUGGACCCGACAUGACCGACCUAACGGACUCGACUUGACGGACUCGACCUAAUCAAUUUUCUUUAUUCUUAGACUUAAGUCUAAGAAUUGUUUGGUGAAUACGGGCCUAGCAGAUUCUUUUGUGCACGAGAUGCGGUCAAAAAGAAGAAAAGACGAAAGAACCAAUCCAGACUUGGUGGCAGAGGAAAGUAUAAAAAAGAAUGCAGAUCUUGGUGGAUUUUGUGUGGAUACAAUUCCACCUAAAGGUAGAGGAGUUAGAACAGAAGUUCAUAGAAACAAGGGCGACUUUCUCCUUACCUAUCAUGGAGAAUUAAUCACAGGAGAAGAAGGCAAUAAAAGAGAACUAAUGUCUGUCUCUGUCUUCAGAUUCUUCUUUUCUUUCAAAGGGAAGCAGUGGUGCAUCGAUUCUACCCUGGAAGUCAAAAGUGGUCAGUUCUUGGGUCGACUUGUUAAUCAUGGCAAAGGCAAAGAACAAAACUGCAAAAUGAAAUGCAUAGAGGUCAAUAAAAAACCAUACCUAUGCUUAUUUGCUCAAAGAGACAUUCAGACAGGAGAGGAGCUUCUUUAUGACUAUGGUGUGUCUGAUCUACCAUGGAAGAGUCCAUGUCAACUGCUGACAGUGAAGAGCCAGGCAGUCUGACCCAUGAUAGGAGGGAGCCAAGUGAAGAGCCAGCCAGUCUGACCCAUGAUAGGAGGGAGCCAAGUGAAGAGCCAGCCAGUCUGACCCAUGAGUCCAUGUCAACUGCUGACAGUGAAGAGCCAGGCAGUCUGACCCAUGAUAGGAGGGAGCCAAGUGAAGAGCCAGCCAGUCUGAGCCAUGAUAGGAGGAAGCCAAGUGAAGAGCCAGCCAGUCUGACCCAUGAGUCCAUGUCAACUGCUGACAGUGAAGAGCCAGGCAGUCUGACCCAUGAUAGGAGGGAGCCAAGUGAAGAGCCAGCCAGUCUGACCCAUGAUAGAAGGGAGCCAAGUGAAGAGCCAGCCAGUCUGACCCAUGAGUCCAUGUCAACUGCUGACAGUGAAGAGCCAGGCAGUCUGACCCAUGAUAGGAGGGAGCCAAGUGAAGAGCCAGCCAGUCUGACCCAUGAUAGGAGGGAGCCAAGUGAAGAGCCAGCCAGUCUGACCCAUGAGUCCAUGUCAACUGCUGACAGUGAAGAGCCAGGCAGUCUGACCCAUGAUAGGAGGGAGCCAAGUGAAGAGCCAGCCAGUCUGAGCCAUGAUAGGAGGAAGCCAAGUGAAGAGCCAGCCAGUCUGACCCAUGAGUCCAUGUCAACUGCUGACAGUGAAGAGCCAGGCAGUCUGACCCAUGAUAGGAGGGAGCCAAGUGAAGAGCCAGCCAGUCUGACCCAUGAUAGAAGGGAGCCAAGUGAAGAGCCAGCCAGUCUGACCCAUGAGUCCAUGUCAACUGCUGACAGUGAAGAGCCAGGCAGUCUGACCCAUGAUAGGAGGGAGCCAAGUGAAGAGCCAGCCAGUCUGACCCAUGAUAGGAGGGAGCCAAGUGAAGAGCCAGCCAGUCUGACCCAUGAGUCCAUGUCAACUGCUGACAGUGAAGAGCCAGGCAGUCUGACCCAUGAUAGGAGGGAGCCAAGUGAAGAGCCAGCCAGUCUGAGCCAUGAUAGGAGGAAGCCAAGUGAAGAGCCAGCCAGUCUGACCCAUGAGUCCAUGUCAACUGCUGACAGUGAAGAGCCAGGCAGUCUGACCCAUGAUAGGAGGGAGCCAAGUGAAGAGCCAGCCAGUCUGACCCAUGAUAGAAGGGAGCCAAGUGAAGAGCCAGCCAGUCUGACCCAUGAGUCCAUGUCAACUGCUGACAGUGAAGAGCCAGGCAGUCUGACCCAUGAUAGGAGGGAGCCAAGUGAAGAGCCAGCCAGUCUGACCCAUGAUAGGAGGGAGCCAAGUGAAGAGCCAGCCAGUCUGACCCAUGAGUCCAUGUCAACUGCUGACAGUGAAGAGCCAGGCAGUCUGACCCAUGAUAGGAGGGAGCCAAGUGAAGAGCCAGCCAGUCUGAGCCAUGAUAGGAGGAAGCCAAGUGAAGAGCCAGCCAGUCUGACCCAUGAGUCCAUGUCCACUGCUGACAGUGAAGAGCCAGGCAGUCUGACCCAUGAUAGGAGGGAGCCAAGUGAAGAGCCAGCCAGUCUGACCCAUGAUAGAAGGGAGCCAAGUGAAGAGCCAGCCAGUCUGACCCAUGAGUCCAUGUCAACUGCUGACAGUGAAGAGCCAGGCAGUCUGACCCAUGAUAGGAGGGAGCCAAGUGAAGAGCCAGCCAGUCUGACCCAUGAUAGAAGGGAGCCAAGUGAAGAGCCAGCCAGUCUGACCCAUGAGUCCAUGUCAACUGCUGACAGUGAAGAGCCAGGCAGUGUGACCCAUGAUAGGAGGGAGCCAAGUGAAGAGCCAGCCAGUCUGAGCCAUGAUAGAAGGGAGCCAAAUCCUCAAGUACCUCAUCGAGACGUCUAUGAACGGUUUGCUGAGAUUUUUCUAGAAUCCAUCUUAGCACAAGGUCUGGCUGGGGCCUCCAGGCACGUUCACGACAGAGAGUCGAGCACAGCUACAGGUUUAUAUAACUGCUUAAUAGUUAAACAAGGCUUUUUUCCCCUUUUUUGUGAAAUAAUGAGUCAUAAACUUGUCAAAAUUGUGAAAAAAUGAGUAGCAACCUUUUCAAAAUUGCAAAA
This is a messenger RNA of Dreissena polymorpha, 3112 nucleotides long. Its product is annotated as cell surface glycoprotein 1-like. NCBI's taxonomy places the organism in Eukaryota, Metazoa, Mollusca, Bivalvia, Myida, Dreissenidae. The transcript is spliced from 19 exons. The record is from RefSeq and is a predicted model, not a curated record. The coding region runs from base 1041 to 3086 and encodes 681 amino acids.